CUCAUAAACCCCACCUUUGUUUAUCCUCUCUUUAUCUCUCUCAUCCUCUUAUUAUUUUAUUUCUCAAACUUGAACAGAAAAAAAUCACUUUCAAGUUCAAUUCAGUUUAGUUCUUUUGAGUGUUCCAAAUUCUGAGAGAGCAUGGAUAGUCAGAGAGGUCCUCUUGUUAGCUGGGCUUACUUCUGUCAAGGAAAGACAAUGGAAGAGCUUAGGCAUUCUCUUUUGUGUACUACUUUGGAGCUGGAACAGACAAGAGUGGCAGUUCAGGAGGAGCUGAGAAAGAGAGAUGAUCAAUUAAUUCAACUCAAAGAAUUGCUGAGCAAGGCAAUGAGAGAGAGAGAUGAAGCACAGGAGAAAUGUCAAAGACUUUUCCUUGAGAAACUCCUGCUUCACCAACAGCAACAGCGUGUCGCUCAUCCUCUUUCUGGAGUUUCUAGCAUCGAAGAUGAACCCAGAAGAGGGAUUGACUCCAACAAUGGCUUCUCAUCAUCCGAUUGUGAGGAAAGCAUUGUUUCAUCUCCUGUUCUUGAUCCAAUUCAACAAACCCAACUGCCAAUAGCACCACCACCUCAACCGAUGCCACAAGAAACCAUAGAGAUAGUGCCUGAAAAGCCCUUGCCUGAAAAGGGAAAGCUUUUACAGGCUGUGAUGAAAGCCGGUCCACUCCUGCAAACCCUUCUUUUGGCUGGACCACUGCCUCAAUGGAGACACCCACCACCACCACUUGAGUCCUUUGAGAUCCCACCUGUGUCCAUUCCUUCCCCAUCACUACCACCACCUCCACAAGUCUUCCACCAAGACUCCUUGAUCAGCAUUAACGGUUGCAACAUCCUAAACACCUGUGGUAAAGUUGACAGAAAAAGGGUUCUUUAUGAUGGCUCUGAUUCUCCUACAGAGACCAAGUACCAAAGAUUAGUUCUCCCUUGACUGCUACUACAACAAGAGUAGUCUACAUAGUAUUAAUUCAUAAAAUUUACCAUUUUUAAACUUAUAUUAUAGAAUGGUGAAAAUCAGCCUAUCAGGUUACGGUGACUGAUCUAGCAUAUUUGUACAGAGGUUUGCUUUAGAGAAGCAACUACCCAACUUCCUAGUUAACUCUUCGGAGAGAGUCAUAGAGAGCUUUUGUUUCUUGGCUUUUUGCCAAUGUUUUUGGUGAAGAUUUUUUGUCCUUAUUUCCCCCCUUUUUCUUCAAAUUUCUCCAAGUUUUUGCUCCAAGAUGUGAAAGGGAGCUUUGAUUUCUCCAAAAUUGCUGUGGCAUGAUUAAAUUAGCAGUACAACUUAGUUUUCUAUAGUCUUACUAAGGUGUGUGACUUGUAAGGGUGGGAGAAGUGUGGACUGUUUGAGAAUUGAGAGAUUACAUUAAAAAUUAAAAAGAUUUUUAAAGCAGAAAUGAGUGUGGAGCAGUUGAAACGGGGAAGAUGGGUAUGGCCAACAACCAAGAAGGUCUAAGAGGCUUGCUUGUCGGAUUAGUGGAUCCCACAAAUCAGAAUCAGGAUCUGCUACUGGUGUGAUGUAUGAUUAUAUUACUCUUUUCUUUUUGGUGUGAGGGAAGUAUGAUUAUUUAUAUAUAAGUCUAAUCUUACGUUUGUGGAAAUCAUUUUUUCCCUCUUCUCUAUUUAAUCCUAAUAUUCUAAAGCUUCUUUUUAUCUAUCUGCUCCCACUUAAUUUGUUUAUUUGUUAUUUCAGCAUAAUAACUUUAUCUCCCUAAACUAGAGCGAAAAUAACGUUGGGCUUUCCUUUUCCAUGUCGCCUUCCCAAUAUAUGGAUCUGGGAAACCUUUUCCACUUGCUAAUAUUUGUGAAAAAAGCAAUCAAGUCACCAAUGAAACCUUGUGGAAAUGAGGCUUCUAUCUAUAUGACAUACUGAAUAGAUAUGCUUCCCACCUUGUUAGCAAGGUUUAUGUCUCAAUUGCAUGGGAGCAGUAAUUGAAAUGCUUGAAGUUAUGCUAUUCCUACAACAGUUUUAGCAAGGUGAUUCUCCUUGGCCUCAAAGUUCAGGAUUUGAGCCUCAAGACCAACUAGAAAAGGAAAAAAGAAAAGAAAAUCUCAGGUCCAUCAAACUCCCGCUAUUAGUCGAAAAGAUUUAUAAAAAAAAAAAAAAAGCUUCUUAUGCUCUCAAGUCUCAAUCGCUAGAUGGCAAGUCAGAUUAAACAACUUCGAUCCUUUGCCUCAUGCAUAUUUUGUCAAUGCAAAGCAUAAAUGAAAAAAGAGCUAUUACAAAGUCAUGUUCACAUUGACAAACUCGAAGGCGAUGGAUUGAUUUAAUUGGUGAAGCCUAGUGCAUGAGCAUUGAACUUGUUUCUAGUCUAUCUUUAACAAAUCUACUAGUAAUUAAACCCAGCAAGUUAUUGGAAGAAAACUCGCUUUUUAUCCAUUAUAUAAUUGACAAGGCGUAAAACAGAGGUCAUGCCCAGUAUACAAGAAGAGGGAUCCAGAUAAUGACACAUUUCAUUUUAAUUUAAUGGGACAACCCAAAGUGUUUUAAAGCAUAAACAUGGUUAGAAAAUUGAGGCCUAACAUGUUACAGGCUGACACAAAAUUCAAACGCGCAAAGGAAACUUGAAACCUUGUGGUACUCGUACUAAAGCAGCAAAACAAACAGGAGCAUGAUAUUUUAUAGUCGAUAUAUAACGGAAAGGA
Durio zibethinus is the source of this 2639-nucleotide messenger RNA. RefSeq lists its product as uncharacterized. The record is from RefSeq and is a predicted model, not a curated record. Lineage: Eukaryota; Viridiplantae; Streptophyta; Magnoliopsida; Malvales; Malvaceae.